AUGCGGCUUUUGACAUGGACUCUCGCAGCUACGGUGACGAAUGCGUUCAUUGCUACCGCUGCCCCAGAUUCUACCAAGGAUGACGGCAUACCCACUGUGAGGGAGUCCUUGGUCAUCACUGAGGGCACAGUCUGGGUCGAUUGUACGACUGAGCGACCAUCAGUCCUCAUCAAUGGCUCUUUCCCUGGCCCUUUGCUUUCUUUUACGGCUGGUUCCCGUAUCAUCAUCACCGUCUUCAACAAGAUGAAGAAUCAUAACUUCACCAUGCACUGGCAUGGCUUGUCGAUGGCAGCUUCUCCUUGGUCUGACGGCACGCAACUCACUCAGUGGCCGAUUGCUCCUGGUGGCUUCUUCGAGUACGAGUACUUUCUGAAUGACGAGAACGUCGGCACUUACUUUGCGCAUUCUCAUGUCGGCUUGCAGUUGUCGACCGCUUUUGCUCCUCUCAUCAUCUCACCAAGAAAGAAAUGUGAACAAUCCAAUACAUGGGAAGACCGCAUCAUGAUGCUUAGUGACAUCUGGGGACCCACUGAUGAUGUUUUGGAGCAGGGUCUUCUCAAAGAUCCUUUUGCCUGGACCAACAACUCCAAAGCCCUACUACUGAAUGGCAUGUCAACCAACAAUCACAGAUCCGCGUCGUGCGCAGCUGACUUGCCCGUCAUUGAGGUGGAGUACGACAAGGAGUACCGCUUGCGCUGGAUUGGGGCGGGAAGCUUGAUGUACAUUGCUGCCGGUAUUGAGCAACAUGAUCUUACCGUCGUCGAGGCUGAUGGCACUAAUUUGAAACCUGUCAAAGUCGAUCAUAUCGAAAUCGCCCCUGGCCAGCGUUAUUCGACCAUACUACAAGGCAGGUCGGAGGAACAAGUCAAGGCAGAUGGAAAGCAUGGUCGCUACCUUAUCAAUCUCUCAUCACGAUGGCGUAUGCCACGGGUUCAGCAAUUUGCCAUCCUCAAGUAUGUGGAAAAAGGCACUUAUCAGCCAAAGCCAUUCCCGAAGAAGAAGUACUACCGUUCUACAAAGGACAAGAGAAACCUGACGGAGAGCAUGCUUGCAUACACACUGCCUAACGAAACCUUUGGCUGGAUACAGACUCAAUUCGAACCACUCGUGGACAUGCCAAUUCCGGUCAAUACCAAAAAGAAUGUCAUUCUGAUGGACAUGCAGCAAAUCAAGUUUGGCAAAGGUGGAUUGCGAUGGGCCAUCAAAGGCCAGGUCUUUGAAGAAAGCGCAGGCCUUGGUGGCGAACCUUACCUCGUCAGUCUCUACAAAGGUCACUUGCCCCUCCCAAAGGCACAAGGCAACAAUUUUUUCGAUCCGGUAUCAAAGGCCUUUGUAUUGGAACCUGGACAGGUGCUGGAUAUCAUCUUCAUAAAUCUCGGAUCGCCAACCAAGAAGACUGAAGUUCACCCAAUGCAUCUACACUCCCGACCAUUCUUCUUAUUGGCUCAAGGCCCUGGUACACCAGACCCUCAAACAUUGCUCAACACGGACUACAAGUCAGGAUAUAUGCGUGACACGGUGGCAGUUUAUCCGGGUCCUGGUGCUACCAUUGGCAAUACGACAGUCGAUAUUGGCAAAGGUGGUGGCUGGGCUCAUAUUCGAUACGUCGCUUCACCUGCUGAUACUGGCGCAUGGAUGGCACAUUGCCACAUUAGUCCUCACCUGGUCAUGGGCAUGGCGACUCCCUUUAUUGUCGGGCCAGAUGCGCUACCGCCUCUCAUCGACGGUUACAAGGAUACUGGCUACUUUGAGUAUGGUGGAAAUGCAAAUGGAAGCGAUACUUGGGUGCCAACAAGGCCCAAUUACUUCUUGGGUCCGGAGGUGAAGAAGCUCAUUGAGCAGCAAGACCUUGGCAACAGCAAUGAACAGGGAUGUAGCCCGUAUUGA
Protomyces lactucae-debilis is the source of this 1887-nucleotide messenger RNA. RefSeq names its product Cupredoxin. Lineage: Eukaryota; Fungi; Ascomycota; Taphrinomycetes; Taphrinales; Protomycetaceae. Bases 1 to 1887 code for a protein of 628 amino acids. Gene Ontology annotation, molecular function: copper ion binding; oxidoreductase activity. The transcript has 3 exons. The record is from RefSeq and is a predicted model, not a curated record.